This is a messenger RNA of Scatophagus argus, 1834 nucleotides long. RefSeq names its product RNA polymerase II subunit M (gene polr2m). Gene Ontology annotation, cellular component: nucleus; intracellular anatomical structure. The coding region runs from base 257 to 1333 and encodes 358 amino acids. Gene Ontology annotation, biological process: intracellular signal transduction; transcription elongation by RNA polymerase II. The transcript is spliced from 4 exons. Gene Ontology annotation, molecular function: transcription elongation factor activity. NCBI's taxonomy places the organism in Eukaryota, Metazoa, Chordata, Actinopteri, Scatophagidae. The record is from RefSeq and is a predicted model, not a curated record.
CUUACAUGAUUGAUUUCCGCAGAAGAAGACGAUGAAUCCCACUUUGAAAUGUUGUUGUCUCAUGUUGAAAAAGUGAACCUGCCGCCUUCUAGGUUUCCGAAGUUUCUUAACGAUUAAAGAGUCAGUUAACAGAUGGCGUUUUGAGCUUGUUAACGUGUGAAAAUAGUUUUUAAUGUACAAUGCUAAACUGAGACGUUAUUGCUGUUUGUGAAUGGCUGUACAGCUAUUUGAAGCUAGCUGUCACUAGCUAACAGUGAUGUUCUCGUCGUGGACUGAGCGUCAGGGGCAGGUGGGAGACCUGAGAAACCAGAGCAAAGAAGAGCUCCAAGAACUUCUCGUGCGACAGGAGAAGAUACUCUCCAACAAGAAGUUAGUACAGACUCUUCCUGACAAAGGGAAAAAGAUCAAAGAAUUUGCUGAGAAAGUUCGCCUUGCCGUUGAACACCAUGAUGAAGAGGAGAGGAGACAGAGCCUGGUGUCUGCUGCCAGGACAGAGUUACAGUCCAAGUACCAGCAGGCUUUCACCGUGCAGCAGCGACGUGCUGUCCCCAUCACACCAGUAGCAUCAUACCAAAACAGGCAAAGUGAGGGUGCUGCAAGCGAUGUGAUGCAGGAGAGGGAGACCUCACCUGCCGCACAUGUGCAGGAAAACAACACUUUGGACGAGCAGCAGGACCAGCUUGUCUCCAGAGUGGCUGCUGGUGAAACCAUGGAGACAUCUGCUGCUGGGGCCUCUCUGAACUCUGAUGAGACAAAAGAGGGAGACCUUGUGGAGGCCUUGGGAAGGGUCAGACUGUCUGAAACUAGUACUGGUUUCAAUAGUGAGUCCAAAGGCCCAUUAAACAGCACAGCAAGAGACAAUUACUUUUUCAGAAAGCAGAUACCAAAAAAGCCCCGCUAUGUAACUGUUCUGGAAAGAACAGAGAAGACUCCAGCUCCCAGGAAACAAAAAUUCAAACCAAAUCAGCUGCCCCACGGAACUGAGAUCUCUUCAUCAGGAUCCUCAUCUCCCAGCCAGUCUUCUGAAGGCUCAUCGCCACUUUCGGCACAAGCCAGGAGAGAGCGGGACAGAAAACACCUGGAUGACAUCACUGCAGCCAAACUCCCUCCUCUUCAUCACAGUCCGGCUAAGCUUCUGUCUCUGGAAGAGUCAGCCAUCCUCCUGAAGGAACAAACUAAGAAGCAACAAGAGGUGCAGGCCAAGCUGGCAGCCCAGAAACUGUCUGAGGGAUUGAAGGUCUCUAUGGGGAGCUACACUCCUGACUGUGGCCCCAUGGCAGCCUACAGAGAGGUUCAUGAUGAAGGAGCCCAGCUCUCCUCAGAGGAAGACUGAUCCUGGAAGGCCAAAGCUGGGGAAACCAGUGUGACCUUGGCCCUGAGGGAAGCAGGCUUUGGACCUCGCAAUCAGGACCCAUCAAACAGGAUUUUCAUUCCAAGGACAAGAAUUCUUGAGAGAGGAAAAGGGGUCUUUGCACGGAGUGAAGGCAUAGUUGGUAGCCCAGACUCAGCUCAGGAAACUGAAUGGUUGAGAAACUAGCUUACUUAUUUGUCAUUCAGAUCGUACUGGGUUCAUUUAAUUCAGUUGCUGAAUAGGAGUUUUAAAUGAAAAAAUUUAAGCAUGUAUCACAAGAGAAAUGUUUGCUGAAACCGAUGAUGAUGUGUUAAUCAUUAUGUGCAUUGAAAACUCAUCAGGUUGUGAUGCGGACUGUUUUGGCACAACUAUGUUAACAGUUAUGUCUGUAAAAUAAACAUGACACUGCAGGUAGUUGUGUCACAUUCAGUCGGUACAGAAGAAGGCCUAACACAACUGAAUAAAUAGACCUGAUUUCCCAAA